Dictyostelium purpureum is the source of this 2718-nucleotide messenger RNA. RefSeq lists its product as uncharacterized. NCBI's taxonomy places the organism in Eukaryota, Evosea, Eumycetozoa, Dictyosteliales, Dictyosteliaceae. The record is from RefSeq and is a predicted model, not a curated record. Gene Ontology annotation, molecular function: protein binding; mRNA binding. The transcript has 4 exons. The coding region runs from base 1 to 2718 and encodes 905 amino acids. Gene Ontology annotation, cellular component: nucleus. Gene Ontology annotation, biological process: mRNA 3'-end processing.
AUGGAGUCUGAAGGUAACAAUACCGAUAAUAAUGGUAUUGAAAAUCAAAGCACAACUAGUAGUAAUGAACAAAGUGUAAAUAGUAAUAAUAAUAAUAAUAAUAAUAAUAAUGAAACUAAAGCAACUACACCAUCGCCACCAACAGCAACCAAAGCAACAACUACACCAUCACCUGUAGUCUCACCAACAGCAUCUUCAUUGUUAUCAUCACCAACUAAUACAUCAUCUACAAAUGCAGCUUCUCCAUCAACUAUAGCAACAGCUUCACCAAACACUACAGCUUCUACUACAACAUCCACUACCUCUACUUCAACCUCAAAUGUAUCUCCAUCAACACAGCCAUCAGGACCAUUGGCUAUUUCAUCAUCAAUGCCAGCAGUUGGCAAAAGAUUGAAUGUUCAAAUUGAAACUUUAGAAAAUAGAAUUAAUAAUGAUAUGUAUGAUACAGAGGCAUGGACUUUACUUUUAAAUGAAGUACAAUCCCAGCCAAUUUCAAUUGCAAGAGAUAUUUACCAAAGAUUUUUAGCAGUUUUUCCAACAGCAGGUAGAUAUUGGAAAUUAUAUGUUGAACAAGAAAUGGCAGAGAAAAAUUAUGAAAUUGUAGAAAAAAUAUUUUUAGAAAAUUUAAGAAAUGUAAAGAAUGUCGAAUUUUGGAAAACUUAUAUUAACUAUAUAAAACAAGUAAAGAGUGACAGUAAUAAUAGAGAGGAAAUAAUUAAAGCAUUUGAAUUUGCAUUGGAAAGUGUUGGUAUGGAUAUUUCAUCAACAUCUAUUUGGACUGAUUACAUAGCGUUUUUAAAGGAAGAAAAAGCAACGACACCAUUUGAAGAAGGUCAAAAAAUGACAGGUAUUAGAAAACUUUAUCAACGUGCUAUAGAGAAUCCAAUGCACGACCUCGAUAACAUUUACAAGGAGUAUGAAGUUUAUGAAAACUCAAUUAAUAAAACAUUGGCAAAAGCAUUGUUAGCAGAUCAUCAAAAUCGAUAUCAACAUGCCCGUAAUGUUUAUCGUGAUAGAAAAGCUUUGCUCGAAGGUAUUCUUAGAAACAUGUUGGCAAAACCACCAAGAUCAUCAGAUAAAGAAGAACAUCAAGUAAGACUAUGGAGAAAGUUAAUUUCAUUUGAACGUUCAAACCCUCAAAAAUUUGAUCCAGUUGUUUUAAGAAAUCGUGUAGUUGCAACUUAUAAUCAAUGUUUACUUUGUUUGUAUCAUUAUCCCGAUAUUUGGUAUGAGGCUGCUACAUAUCAAGCCGAUAGUGGUAAUGUUGAUGGUUGUAUUUCAAUGUUUGACCGUGCCAUUCAAGCUUUACCAAAGAAUUUAUUUAUUCAUUUUGCUUAUGCUGACUUUUUAGAAUCUCAAAAAAAAACUCAACAAGCUAAAGAAAUUUAUGAAAAAAUCAUUACAAAUAAUCCUGAACCAUUAGUUUGGAUUCAAUAUAUGAAGUUUUCAAGAAGAACCGAGAGAGUUGAAGGACCAAGAAAGAUUUUUAAAAGAGCAAAAUCAACACCAGAAUGUACAUAUCAUGUUUAUAUUGCAUUGGGUUUAAUUGAGUACUAUAUUAAUCAAGAUACUAGAAUGGCAAGAGAUAUUUUUGAAAUUGGUUUAAAGAAAUUCCCAAAUGAAAUAGCAUUUAUUAAUUUUUAUAUCGAGUUUUUAACAAAUUUAAAUGAAGAAAAUAACACCAGAGUUUUAUUUGAAAAAUUAUUAUCAAACCAAGCUUUAGAAAAAUCUGAACCAUUAUGGAAAAAGUUUUUAGAUUUUGAAUAUAGACAAAAUCAAGACGUAGCAUCAAUAUUUAAAUUAGAGAAAAGAUAUCAAGUAUCAGUACCAAGUUCUGAUAAGACAGGUGUAUUACAAGCAUUAAAUAGAUAUAAGUUUUUAAAUCUUUGGAGUUGUCACCCAACCGAAAUUGAAAUCAUUACAAAGAAUAUUUUAGAGGAUCAUACAGGUACAGAUCAUCAUAAAGAUGUUGAUAGUAAAGAUGAUACAGGAGCAGAUGGCACAGCUAAAAGUAAACUUGGCAAAACAAGUAAAAAGGGUAAAAAUAAAGAGGCAAAGAAUCAACCAGUUGCUGCACCGGUUGAAACCAAAUCAACCUCUUCAACUAUUAUUCCAGUUUCUACUUGGAAAGUUAAAAGACCGGAUUUAACCCAAAUGAUACCCUACCGUAGUGAAAUUGGUAAAUUUACCCCAUCAUCAGUUAUCCCAUUAAAUCAACAACAACAGCAACAGCAACAACAACAAUUAUUACAACAACAAAGAGGAAACAUUCCAGAUUUUAUUGUAUUUUUCUUACAAAACCUACCAAAUGUAAACCAAUUUAAUGGUCCUUUUGUGGAUCCUGAUCAGUUAAUAAAUUUAAUUAGAGAUACCCCAUUACCAGGUAUGCAAAGUGGCUUUAAUCAACAACAGCAACAAGUAUUACAAAGACAACAACAAAUGAAUCAGCAAUCACAACAGCAGCAGCAACAACAGCCACCUUUAAGAGCAUCACCAACAAUAUCUCCUGAAAAUAUAAACCUUAACCCAACUACCAACGCUAAACCAUCGAAUAUACACAAAAGAAAACAAAUUGAAGAAUCUUCAUUGGAGGAUGUUAAUUCACCUUCAACUCUUCCAACAUCAAAUCCUUCCAAUCAGACCCCAAGUGCCUCUAAAGCUCCUUCAAAUGAUAUAUACAGAAAGCGACAAGCCAAUAAACUUUCUAAAAAGUCUUAA